Molecule: messenger RNA, 1950 nt
Organism: Closterium sp. Yama58-4
Lineage: Eukaryota; Viridiplantae; Streptophyta; Zygnematophyceae; Desmidiales; Closteriaceae
Source: the annotation of a GenBank genome assembly
AUGGAGUCGCCUAAGAAGGCUGACGGGACUUCCACUCCUAAGGAGGCUCCUGGCGAUGGGCUGCUGACUCCAGUGCAGCCUGCGUCUGAGUGUCCGGACCUGCUGGCUGCAGAUCUAGCUCAGUCGUCAUUGUCAGCCCGCCUGUCAGCGCUCAAGGUCAACGGUCUGAAGGAUGAGGUUGAACGUCCUGCUGCUGUCAACGAGGCUGCGGCUCAGUCCUCACCUCAGGAAUCCCCGCUGCGAUCUCCGGAAGAAGAGCUUCUUGAUGAACCUGUGGUGGAGAAUGAUGACGAGGGUUACAUUAGCGAUGAUCCAGACGAGGAAGCUGAUCCGGAAGCAUUGAGCAUUAUCGCUUCUAAGCUGAAAUACACGCUUACUCUUCUUGUCCCUUUCAGGUACGAAUCAGAAGUGCCUAGGACGGCUGAUACUGUCGUAGCUCACCUUGAUCAUUGGAAAGAGGAUCUAUCUCCUGAAGCUCAAACUACUACGACGUGUCAGAAGCUGACACCGGCUUACCUCUCCAAGACGCGUUUCGGCCGUCUGCAAGUUGUCUUCACCUCGGAAGACGACGCGUACUACGUCAGGCAGAGGAAGAUCGAACACGUCACGCUCAAGGGGGAGACGUUGGAGCUGAGGUGGCAGUUUCCGGAGGACUCCACGUAUGUUCACUUGCGAGCACUCCAUCCGCAGGCGAUCGAGGUGGUGUUGAAGGGUGUUCCGGCGGAGGUUACUCCUGAUGCGGUUUAUAGCCUGCUAGUGGAAGUGAAACUGCUGCUGGGGGUGGUGAAGCAUGCGUCUGGAAGGCUGAUCAGUGUAGACUUGAAGUGGAAAGAGCUUGUGCUGCGGCUGGUGGCAGUAUAUCUUCCGGCGCAGGCGGGGAUACGCAAUAUCUUCCUCAGGGACUGUUUUUUCCCCUUCUUAGACGGACUGCCUGCAGCAACGCACACAAUGCUCAUGGGGGAUUUCAAUCUGGUGGAAGAUCCGGAGCUGGACAAAACCUCCAAGCUCGGGUCAAUGGCUGAGAAUCAGAGACUACUGAACGGUUGCGCCGGGUUGGACUUGCAUGAUGCCUUCCGCACCCUUCACCCAGUGAAGAAGGAGUUCACCUUCUAUUCAAGGUCGGCGAGGGUGAGCUCAAGAAUCGAUCGCGCGCUUGUGUCGGCGUCGAUGCUGGGCUGCAUAGGCGGAGCCUUCCACACCUCUAUCCCGAAGGGGAUCACGGACCACUGGUUUGCAAUCUCGGUGAAGCUGACGUCGUCUGAGGGGAACGCGAAAGGUCCCGGCCUGUGGAGGCUGCCUGCAAAAAUAGCGAAAAGUCAAGGAGUGAGGAACAUUGCACAGGCGAUUACACAACAGCAGGGUGCGGAAGAUGAGUUCGUCAAAACGCUGAAGAAGCUGAAUGCGGGUCUGCAGGAAUAUGCGAAAGGGGAAAGGAGGAGGGCGGCUCGUACAGUCGAACAUCUGGAGGAAAAGGUGGCGGUGCUCAGGCAAGCCUUUAUGAGUGACGCCGGGAAUCUCGACCUGCAGGAGCAACUGGCAAGGAGUGAAGCACAACUGAAAGCGUACUGGGAUGGGAAGAACGAUUGGCUGCAGACGUUGGCAGGCAUACAAGGGGAGUUGGAGGGAGAGACGGCGUCCAAGUUCCUCACGGGGAAGAUAGCUUCACGGAGAGCGAAGACAGAGAUUCAGUCGCUUUCGGUGGGGGGAAAAACGGUGACGGAGGCGAAGGAGAUCUUGUUGGCCGCAUCAGAUUUCUUCCGAGACCUCUUUGGAAAGGCCAAGGAGACGUCGGGGGAGAAGUGGCUAACUGACAAGAGCAAGCGGCUGGAUGAGAAAGAUAGGGAGGUGCUGCAAGCGAAAUGGACGGAAAAGGAAGUCAGAAAGGCGCUAGCAGAGCUGCCCAAGGGGAAAACGCCAGGUCAAGACGGGCUACCGAGGGAGUUUUUUUAG